CCGCGCUGCCCCACCCGGCCAGGGCUGGAGCGGAGGGAGGGGGCGCGGGCCUCCGGGAGCCCCGCACGUCCCGGUGCACCGGGCCCCAAACUUUCUCCAUCCCACACAGCCGAGGGGGAAAGGACCCGGCCCGGGGUGGGGAGGGCCGCAGGACAGGGCAGCGAGGUCAGGAGGGAGGCCCGUAAGCAUGCGAGGGAGAACCUAAUGAGUUGGUGGUACAGGCCUCUGAAGAUUCCAGAGCAGCUGGCAGGAGUCCUGGCUUAGGAAGGAUGGCAGGGCGGAUACCUGGCCAGCACUGAUGCCGUGAGAGGUCUUCAGGGAUGGAGAGUGGCCUGCCUGGUGACAGCACAGGAGAUGAGCUGGUGAUGAAGAUCAAGCAAGAGAAGCCAGAGUGGCUGCUGCAGACACAGGCCGUGCUUCCCGAGAAGGACAAGGAGAACAUUUUCCAGCAGCAUCGGGGCCUCCUGCCAUGCCAGACCAUGGGGCGACCUCGGGGUCUGGGGACACAAGAAGAGACUGGGGGUCCAAGGUGGGCUCCUCCCACUGAGCAGGAUGGGCUGCUGGCAGGCCGGGCUCCCGGGGCUGCCCCUGGCCCUCUGAACCCCACACUUUCUGCUGGAGAGGGUCACUUUGUGUGCGUGGACUGCGGGAAGAGGUUCAGCUGGUGGUCGUCCCUGAAGAUCCACCAGCGCACCCACACCGGAGAAAAGCCGUAUCUCUGCGGUAAGUGCGGCAAGAGCUUCAGCCAGAAACCCAACCUGGCCCGCCACCAGCGGCACCACACGGGCGAGCGGCCCUUCUGCUGCCCGGAGUGUGCAAGGCGCUUUAGCCAGAAGCAGCACCUACUCAAGCACCAGAAGACCCACUCUCGGCCCGCCACCCAUGCGUGUCCUGAGUGUGAACGUUGCUUCCGCCACCAGGUGGGCCUCCGCAUUCACCAGCGCGCACACGCCCGGGACCGCCAGGGCUCCCGCGCUGGUCUGCAUGAAAUGCUCCGGGAGGCCGCUGUACGACGGGCCUGCCGCCUGCGGCCCGGGACACCACGGGGCCGCCCAGAGUGGGCCUGGCUGGGGCUCUGCCAGGGCUGGUGGGGCCAGCCUGGGGCCCGGACCUCCGUCCCUGGCCCCUCGGGGCCCGGAGAACAGCGCCAGUUCAUCUGCAAUGAGUGCGGCAAGAGCUUCACCUGGUGGUCCUCGCUGAACAUCCACCAGCGCAUCCACACGGGCGAGCGGCCCUACGCGUGCCCCGAGUGUGGCCGCCGCUUCAGCCAGAAGCCUAACCUGACGCGGCACUUGCGCAACCACACCGGGGAGCGGCCGCACCCGUGCCUGCACUGUGGCCGCAGCUUCCGCCAGAAGCAGCACCUGCUCAAGCACCUGCGCACGCACCUGCCCGGCGCCCAGGCUGCGGCGUGCCCCAGCUGUGGGCAGAGUUGCCCUAGCCGAGCGGCGCUGCGGGCCCACCAGCGUGCGCACGCCGCUGCCGAGCGCCGGAGCCCUGGGCCUGGCGUCCAGGACCCGGAGCCAGGUGCAGAGCCACAAGCUGAGGCCCCUCAGGACUUGGCUGUGCAGCCCUGCAGUCCCCAGACGCCACAGGGGGGUGGGGCCGCACCUUGGGGCCGAGGGCGCGGGGGCCUGGCCGGGCCUGGGGAGCAGCGCCAGUUCAUCUGUAACGAGUGCGGCAAGAGCUUCUCGUGGUGGUCGGCGCUCACCAUCCACCAGCGCAUCCACACCGGCGAGCGGCCCUACGCGUGUCCCGACUGCGGCCGCCGCUUCAGCCAGAAGCCCAACUUGACGCGGCACCAGCGCAACCACACGGGCGAGCGGCCGUACCAGUGCUCCGCCUGCGGCCGCGGCUUCCGUCAAAAGCAGCACUUGCUCAAGCACCAGCGCGUCCACCGCGGAGCCUUGUCGCCGCACCCCGGCCCCCAGGAGGAGGCGCUGUAGUGCACCGGCGCUGCGCACUGCAGAGGAGAUUGUGUGUGGUGUGUGUGGGGACAGGGAUAGCCUGAAAACUGGCUCUUAACAGGUCCCUCCUGAGACCCCAUCAAAAGGCAGUACCUUGAGGCUCCGAGCCCCGGAGAACAGCAUUCCAGAAGUAUCCCAAUUCCAAAGGGUGCCUGAAAAAGUGCCCAGGGUGUGUUGAGGGAGGAAUUAAGAUCAGCACUCCUCACCCAGGAGCCUGGACGAGUUGAUGAUGGGCUGCUCCCGUCUGUACCCCAGGCCUUAGGAACCGAAUGAAGGGGCUUUUUGGCACCCUCCAGAGGCGAGAAAUGUUCCCAGGGUUGGUCAGCUGUAGCACUGGCCUGUCACACCUGGGCUGCACCAUGACCAGGGGGCUGUCCCUAUGGUAGAGUAGAGACAGACUCCAGAAUACCAGGAAAGGAGCAGAGGUGGUGGAUAGGAGGGGACAAGCAUAACCCCAGCACCAAAGCUAGUGCCACAUUUAGUGGCAUCCAAUAACUAUUUCUGGAGGGACUGGGGGGCUUGGUCCUUCUCCAACUCUGAGUGAGUCCUGGGUGUGGCUGGCCUGGCCCUUGAACUGGCAUAUGCGUGAUGGUCAGGGACGGGAGUGCAAGUGGAUGAUCUCAGCUGAGAUUUGGCCACUUGGGGAGGUGACUGUGCUGGAGGGAGCCACCAUCUUGCUUCUGCUUCUGUCCCCAAGUGGGUGGGUGGCUGUUACUGACUUGGAUCUUAUCCCUCCUGGGGUUGCAGAAGAGAAAAAUGAAGAACUGAAUAUUC
This is a messenger RNA of Urocitellus parryii (Arctic ground squirrel), 2741 nucleotides long. It is a transcript of the gene Znf775, whose product is annotated as zinc finger protein 775. Gene Ontology annotation, cellular component: nucleus. Gene Ontology annotation, biological process: regulation of transcription by RNA polymerase II. Gene Ontology annotation, molecular function: DNA-binding transcription factor activity, RNA polymerase II-specific; RNA polymerase II transcription regulatory region sequence-specific DNA binding. The record is from RefSeq and is a predicted model, not a curated record. NCBI's taxonomy places the organism in Eukaryota, Metazoa, Chordata, Mammalia, Rodentia, Sciuridae.